CAGAAACAGAGAGCUGAGGAAAAUCCUGAAAGAAAAGUCCCAUGAAAAGAUAAAAAAAUGAUGAUAUGCCAACACAAGAAAAAGUUUUCUUCUAGCCAGCACUGAACUACUGAACUGGUGGAAGAAAUUUUCUCGCGGAGUAACUGUUCUGCAGAUAAACAAAAGUACAGAAAAUAGUAGCUUUUUAGUUAUUAUGUGAAUAGAUAUCAACUUAAAUGAACUCCAUAUAAUGUCCAUGAUGUCAGAUUCAGAAGAAAAACUAGAUGACCUUCACCAGUCUAUUCUUAGUUUAUGUGGUGCUGAUGUAACAGUUAUUGAGGUUAAUAAUGACAGUCCAAGGAAGUCAAAAUCUCGGGAUAAAGAUAGUGAAGAAUCAAAUGCACUUGUUCCAGAUAUUGGGAAGUCACCAUCCAAGUCUGAAGGUUCCACCUUGUACAGCUGUUCUGAAUUUGACACUGUAGAUGAAACGUCCUGCUCUGAUGAUAUGUAUACUACAACUAGUGAAGAAAUGUCUGGCUGGAGCCCGCCAAAAUCUAUCGGUAAAAGUGAACUUUUACUUAUGCAUACUAUGGAUGAAAUAGAUGGAGAUGUUACCACGUUGGAUGGGUUAAAACAGAUUCAGAAUAAUACUAAAAAUAAAACUGAAAAUUUUGGAAAAGGGGCUAUGUCUUACACGCCAGCUUUAGGUUUAUCACCAAUUAAAGACUAUGAAAAAGAUCCAGGAUUCUUGCCAUCAGAGCCAGCCACACCUUCAUUUCUAGAUUCUGGUAAAUUCUCCAAGUUUGCUCAAAGUACACCUUUACAAGCAGCACUAACAAAAGUGGUAGCAUCAGACAUUCGAUCAGGACAGAAAGAAAACAGAAAUGAAAGUGAAAGUAAAAAUUUUGCCAAAUCAGGAAGUAAAAAGAUAUCCAUGUUCCAAAAUGAUGAAUCGGAGCUCUCUAAUAUGGAUUUUGAUGAAUUGCUCUCCGAUACAUUUAAAUUAUGUAAGGGAAGUGAUGAUGACUGGGAUGAAUUUUUACGUGAUACAAAAAUGCUAACAAGAAGAUCUCCGUCUUUUGACCAAGAAGUAAACGAGGAAGAUACGGAAAAGCAAAUUGAAGACAAAACAAGUUUAAAAGAAUGGAAAAUGUUGUAUGCCAACAAUGAUACACAGGGUCAGAGUGCUGAAAAACAGAAAACAAGCACCAUUUAUAAUACUCAAAUGGAUGAGUCACAACUUGACACAACAAUCAUCGAGAAAGAUGAAACACUAGAUUCUAAGAAAAGCAAAAUUUAUGAAAAUAUGUUUGACAUUUCUAAACAACAGAAGAAAAUUGAAACACCAGAUGAUAACGAAAGUAAAAAGGAUGAAAACUCUGGUGCUAAAGAAACAGUAUCAGAUUUAAAGGACAGUGGUGCUGCUCACAAAAACCUGUCAAUGUCAAAAGACUCAAAUCAAAGUUGUAUUCCUUCAACUUCAAAAUGUCCAGAUCAAAGCUAUAUUCCAGCCUCCUCUAAGGGUCAAGAACAUAAUUUAAGUAAAAUCAAUAUUGAAAGUUUUUUUUCCAAUGAAUUAAAGUCAAAAGAACAGGGAAGAUUUUCAAAUUUAACUACAUCAUUGUUAUCAGACAUUGAAAUAACAGAAGAUGAAUCUGAACAAGAUGUUUCAGAAGACGUUCUUGGAUUAAAUAAUUUUACAUACAGUGAAGCAGAUGAUAUUGAUCUAGAUGAUGAAGAUGAGAAUACACUUUUGGAUGAGACAAUCACUGACUUACCAGAGUCCAUAAAAAAUAAAUACAAAUUACAAGAACAGGUAUCUAUUUUAAUUCAAGCAGAUAAAACCAUUGAUCAAAACAAAACUGUUUGUGAAAAAGAUGUGACCAUUGCUCCCACUGAUGUAAAUAAAAAUUUAAUGAAAAUGUCUGAUGAUAAUAAGGAGAAAAGUUUGGAUCAGAUAGAAAAAGGAGAAAAGGUAGAUGGUGAGAUCAAAGAAACUGAGGUGAAGGUCACUGAUGAAGAACGACCAGAAAUUGAAAAAGUGACCGGUAAAAUUGACUACGAGGCUGAGAGGAAAUAUUUUGAUAUACAAAGCCCUGAAGUAAGAGAUAUAAUUAAUCAGUGGGAAAGCAAAGGUAUUCAGGAUCCAGAUACUAACUUGUCUUUUGCAUCAAACAUUCGCAGUAAGAACCACAGUAAAAAAGGAAUGCUUGAAGGAACUCAUUUAACAUGUAUAUGGCUACAGGAGUCUGUUGAUGCAGAAAAAAAGAAUUGCUCAUCACCAAUGAAAAAGAGGCAAAAGCUUGAUAGUGAGGCUCACACUAGACAAGAUAUAAUGAAUCUAGAACAAGAGUUUGAUGAAAUUCAAUUCAGACACCAGGCAAGCUUGAAUGGAUUACUGCAAGAAUGGGAAUAUGAGAAACAAAAUCUGGAAGGAAGAAAAAAACAGUUAAGGUGUAGACAAAUGAUGGAAAUGAAGGAAAAUUAUGUGAGGUUCAGAUUUGUAAAUAUACCUAUGUUUAAGAUGAAUGUAAUGAGAUUGCAUAAUGAGCAUUCACAACAGUUGAUGACAUGUAAGGCUAUGUGUGAUGCAGAACUUGAAAAAAUUAGACAUGUCUUUCAGAGGCGAGAGUUUGAUAUUGAACGAAAUUUUAAUCAUAGAAAAGCACAGUUAAGGUCUUUAAUUGAACAGAUUAAGCAUGUUAAAUCAGAUGGCAAGUAUGGCCACCAUGUUACUGCUCAAUUUGUUAAAGGACCUUGUCGGUCAAAUAAGCUCACUAGGUCAUUAGUAGAAGUAUAUGUCCCAGCAGCUGUAGCUAAGUGUAUUUUAAGGGAAGAUGAAACCUUUGAUUCAUAUUAUAAGUAUGCUUAGUAUUAGUCAUUCAAUACUCAGUUUUGAUAUCCAUAUUCAUAGUCCCUUUGUACAAUAUACAUAUGGUAUUUGUCCCUAUGUACAUGUACUCAAUGUUAAUGUACAGUUAUCGCAUACCACGGUCAUAUUGAUUUUUUGUGUACUAUCUGUCCUUGCAUUUAAAGAUUUAUAUUUGUUUGAGGUGCUCCAGUGAUUCUCUUUGCAUUUCUAUAGGUACAGUAGAUAUAUGAGCUUACAUUGUGAAAGUCUUUUCAUUCCACAGAUAGAGAAAUUUUCUCUUAGUGAAAGAUGCUUAACUUGUGGUCAUGUUUCAGCAAUUUCAGUUAAGGGAUUCUUUAUUUUUCAGAUGAAUUGUUAACAUACAAUGUACUACUCAAGUGUAUUGGGUUUUUUCUUCUUUGGUGCUAUUUGCAAUAAUGUAGAGGUGCAAACAUGUUCAUAAGCAUUUUAUGAUUUAAAAAAUUCAAAUGUAUUUUUGACAUUUGUUGAGGAGUUUCUUCAGCCUCUGAAAGUAACUUGUUCACUGUUGAUGUCAAGAUUUAAGGCUUUUGUGCAUGUUAUGUGUUUUUUUCUAAUGAAAAGUUCUGCAUUUCACAAUUUGAUAUUCGAAAUUUAAUAUUUUUAAUUUGUUAAAAAAUAUAUAGUUACACAAAUGUACAUGUACCUGUAUGACAUUGCUUUUGUGUUUAAGAUUGAUGCCAAUAUUAAAAUACAUAUACUUUACUAAUAGUCAAAAGCAAUAUCAUUGUUAAGUUUAUCAGAAUAAUAAAUUAGUCAUGUGUUAGUUUAAUAACAUAAUAAGUCUUUCUACAUGUAUCAUAUGUGUAUAUUUUAUUUUGUUCACAUUAAGCAUGUUAAGCAAUACCAAAUAGUAUCUGAUAAUUUUUUUUAUCAAACAAUUAUGUACAAACACAAAUUUUUGAUAUGAUGUUUUACCGUAUAAUUCUUUAUAUAUGUUGUGUUAUAUAAGGUUAUGUGGCAUUUUUCACAAAAAAUCAUAUGACUAAAAUUGAUUGUAAGUUAUACUGAAAUGAUUAUGACUUAGUAUUUUUUGUGAUAUGAUUUUUUUUGUGAUUUAGAUUAUACAGUUCUAAACUUAUGGCAAAUGUUUUGUUCUGUUUAACUCCAUUAUUUUGCCAUAGAGAAUACAUCCGAUCCAAAUUUAUCUGUAAGAUCUAGCUUUAAUACAAACGAUAUGGGAGCUUAUACAAUGUAUACUGUACAAUUUCUAGACAUGUAUAUUAUUUAGUAAUUUUUAAUGCUAUUCAUGAAAAUAUGACUGAGAUUUCUGAAUUUUACAGUAUUUACUGCUUUUUUGCUGUAUUAGAUAAUGCACCUGUUCUUUCCAUUUCAGAAUUGUUUGUUAUUUAGACUAAGUGUAUAAAAAUAGGUUAAAUAAUAGUUUGAAGCACAGUUAUUUGACAGGUUAAUGCUAAGUCUUCAUUUAGAAACACAAAUGUAGGUCAUGUAGGUAGUCACCUAACUAACAAACUACUGAUAAUGCAGAGUCCAAUAUAAAGCAUUUAGCAAUUCCAGCUAAAUCUUUGAAAACAUGUUUACUUGUUUAUAUUUUAAUGAGUAGACUUGUAUAUUUUUGAAAAAAAAUCAGUACAGGAAAUCCGUUUUUUUUUUAUUUUCCGUUCGGAGCAAUAGUGUCGCUAUGUGUAUAAUUAUUAUUUUAAGAGAUAUUUGUAAAAUUUAUUCAUAUAAGGCUAUACCGAUAGUUGUUCUGGAACAGGAUGUAGACUGGUUUCCUGUUACAAUAUAGAGCUGUCAGAAUAUUGUCACAUCCAACUGUUGGCCUUAUACAUUUUGGGUCCUUUUUACAUUAGCUUACUUUUUUUUUUUAUGAUUAAGUAAUGAAAAGUCCAUUCUUUUCUGACUUAAAAUGUAACUUUUUAUAAAUCUUAGUAAUCAAAAAGUUCAUUCUACUCAAACUUACAAUGUAACUUUUCAUAAAUCUUUCAAAUCAAAAAGUCCAUUCUACUCAAACUUACAAUGUAACUUUUCAUAAAUCUUACAAAUCAAAAAGUCCAUUCUACUCAAACUUACAAUGUAACUUUUCAUAAAUCUUACAAAUCAAAAAGUCCAUUCUACUCCAUCUUACAAUGUAACUUUUCAUAAAUCUUAGUAAUCAAACAGACCCAGAAUUGAUGCUUUUUAAUCGAAUAGUUCUGAUUUAUUUAUGGAUAUUAUGAAUCAGUUAAUCAUUUUGGCUUAGUAAUCACAAUCUUGUAAUCAUUUAAUCAAAAAGGACAUUUUACACUUUCAUAAUUUUUAGUUAUCAUGGUUAUCAUAUUAAUCAAUAAGUCCUGGAAUUGAUUUUUGAGGGCAGAAGGACUAUUUUUAGGAUGUCAAAAUUGGGCCUUUAUUUUUGGGGGAAUUCAGGACUUAUACUUAUUGGGACUCAUGAAUUAAUGAUUAAUUUUUAGGAAUCCUGGAAGCAAUGCUUUAUUUUUGGGGGAAUUCAGGAUUUUAGAUUUAUAACCAAUAUAUGUAUACUGUCAGAAAAUAUGUAAAAAAUAUUUGUAUGAGCUGAAGAAUCAAAGAAAAGUGAGUCUUUUAUUUGAAAGUUACUGUACAUAUUUCUGCUUUCUAUUGUUUUUUCAUGUGUUUCUUUAUAUACAUGUAGAGAAUUUUAAUCCAAAUAAUGUCUGAAGUGCCUAUUUGUUAUUUUAAAAGGAAGCUUAAUAUAAACUUAGUUUCUUUUCAAGUGUAAGAGGAUACACUGAUCGUGCUUUUAAAUAAAGAGUGCAUUAAUAAAGAGUGCAUUUUUCUACACAUAAACAAAUAUUUGAAGAUGAAAUAGGUUUCAUUGCCAAAAGGAUAUGCUAAAUAA
Mytilus californianus (California mussel) is the source of this 5690-nucleotide messenger RNA. RefSeq lists its product as uncharacterized. NCBI's taxonomy places the organism in Eukaryota, Metazoa, Mollusca, Bivalvia, Mytilida, Mytilidae. The transcript is spliced from 3 exons. The coding region runs from base 230 to 2851 and encodes 873 amino acids. The record is from RefSeq and is a predicted model, not a curated record.